AUGCACUUCACCAAGUCGUUCGUCGCGGCGGCGGCCGCAGCCGGCGUCCGCGCGCAGGAGUUCACCUGGACUGGCACCAACCAAGCUGGAGGCGAGUUUGGCGAGACAGUGUUCCCCGGCCAGCUGGGCAAACACUACAUCUGGCCCACGCCCGAGUCUGUGGACACACUUGCUGCCACGGGAAUGAACACUUUCCGCGUAGGCACCCGGAUGGAGCGUCUCGUACCCGACGACAUCAGCGGUCCCAUCAACGAAACGUAUUUCGAGGGUCUGAAGAACAUCGUCGACCACAUCACCGGGCAGGGCCACUAUGCCGUGAUUGACCCCCACAACUACGGCCGCUACUACGGCAACAUCAUCAACGAUAUCGACGGUUUCUCUGCCUGGUGGACCAAGAUUGCCUCGCGCUUCGCCUGCAACGCGCUUGUCAUCUUCGACACCAACAACGAGUACCACACCAUGGAGAACUCGCUCGUGCACGACCUCAACCAGGCCGCCAUUGACGCCAUCCGCGCGGCCGGUGCCACGAGCCAGUGGAUCUGGGUCGAGGGCAACGCCUGGAGCGGCGCCUGGAGCUGGGUCUCGUCCGGCAACGGCGAGUCCAUGCUCGACCUCUCCGACCCGGAGGACAAGCUCGUCUACGAGAUGCACCAGUACCUCGACUCGGACUCGUCCGGCACCCACACCGAGUGCGUGUCCCCCACCAUUGGCGUCGAGCGUCUCCAGGAGGCGACCGAGUGGCUCCGGCAGAAUGGCAAGAUUGGCAUCCUCGGCGAGACGGCUGGUGCGAGCAAUGAUGUCUGCAAGCAGGCGGUCGUCAACGAGCUGGACUUCUUGCUGGACAACAGCGACGUCUGGAAGGGUUGGCUAUGGUGGGCGGCGGGACCUUGGUGGGGCGACUACAUGUUCAGCUUGGAGCCGCCGACCGGUGUUGCGUACCAGAACAUGUUGAGCGAGAUCCAGCCGUUCAUUGGGGCAUGA
Messenger RNA from Emericellopsis cladophorae, 981 nucleotides. RefSeq names its product Endo-beta-glucanase A-like protein. The record is from RefSeq and is a predicted model, not a curated record. The coding region runs from base 1 to 981 and encodes 326 amino acids. Gene Ontology annotation, molecular function: hydrolase activity, hydrolyzing O-glycosyl compounds. Lineage: Eukaryota; Fungi; Ascomycota; Sordariomycetes; Hypocreales; Bionectriaceae. Gene Ontology annotation, biological process: glucan catabolic process. The transcript is spliced from 3 exons.